CUUGGUGUGCAGAUAGUGAGAGCCUUCAUCAAUAACUUGCCAUCAUUACCUGCUAUCAUUUGAGAUUUGAUUCAAAUGGGGUUUCCUCGAAUCAGUUCCACACAACAUCCAGUUCCAGAUACUUCAUCUUUAUCCGCAUUUACUGCAAAUUCUGAUGAUGAUGAUGAUGAUGACAAAAUCUAUCUGUACAAUGAUAAAGGUGGUCACAAGUUCAAGAACUUUCUUCACAAAAUGCUUUGGGAUUUCGGGUUGUCAUGCUUUCUUCCAACAAUCAAGAAUAAGAAAGAUGAGAUGAAGAAGAAAAUGGUGAACAGUUUGGAGCAUAACAAGGCAUGGCUUCUUGCAGAGUCUGGAGGGUGUGUUUCUGAGCCACAUUCGGUUCACUCAUCUUUUAGGUUCAGUUUAUGUUCACAAGUGGAAGUUGAUACUAUGAGUGUUGGUUCUUCAUCUGGAACAGUUUUGAUGGUGAAUUUGGAUAAUGGGUUGAUUGAAUCAAAGUCUCAAGAACUUAAAUGGGGGAGGAUUGAGUCAUUAGAGAGGAGUAUUUCACCUGUAGCACAUAAUCUUGUUAGAUUUAGCUAUGGCGAAAUUCUUUCUGCCACUCGCAAUUUAUCUAAAGGAAGGAUUUUGGGGAGAGGAGCAUUGAGCUAUGUGUUUAAGGGAAGAGUGGGAAUCUUAAAAACUGCUGUGGCAAUCAAGAAACUGGACAAAGAAGAUAAAGAGGCUCCAAAGGCAUUUUGUAGAGAAUUAAUGAUAGCAAGUUCUCUUCACAAUCCUUUCAUCUGUCCCCUUGUGGGCUUUUGUAUUGAUCCAGAAGGAGGUUUGUUCUUAAUUUACAAGUAUGUUUCAGGUGGAAGCUUAGAACACUAUCUUCAUGAAACGAAGAAUCGUAAAAAUGGUAGAUCAAAACUUCCAUGGUCAGUAAGGUAUAAGGUUGCCAUUGGUGUUGCUGAGGCUGUGAGGUAUUUGCAUAAUGGGAGUGAAAGAUGUGUGGUUCAUAGAGAUAUUAAGCCUUCAAACAUCCUUCUUUCUUCAAGAAAAUCGCCUAAGUUGUGUGAUUUUGGAUUAGCGACGUGGACGUCCGCUUCCUCCGUUCCUUUUUUGUGCAAAACUGUGAAAGGGACAUUCGGGUAUUUAGCUCCUGAAUAUUUCCAACACGGGAAAGUAUCUGAUAAAACCGAUGUUUAUGCAUUUGGGGUGGUUCUUUUGGAAUUGUUAACUGGACGUAAGCCGAUUGAAUCAAGAAGAGGACCAGGAGAAGAGAACUUGGUUGUGUGGGCAAAGCCGUUAUUACGACAAGGAUCAAUAGAGAAACUAUUGGAUCCACGCAUCAAGUUCACUCAAAGAAACUUAGAUCAAAUUGCCAGGAUGAUACAUGCUGCAGAAGCCAGUAUAAACAACGACGAAUCAAAAAGACCAAAUAUUGAUGCAAUAAUUUCUAUUCUUAAAGGAGUUGAAGCAAACGAGAAAUUAACGAAAACACCUCGGACUUCUUUAUCUUCUAACAACUAUGUUACCGAUGGUUACCCUCAUAUUCAUCAAACAAAGAAUGAAAUGAAGUCUCAUUUAGCUUUGGCAAUGCUUGGUGUUUCAGAGUUUGAAGAUAAUCAGGAUAUUUUGUAUUGUCGUUGAUGUUAGUUAAAAUCGUUGAAGAAAACAUCCUACUUGAAGGCGCAAAUUUGUUUGAAUAUAACCAAGAGUACAGAAAGUCAAGAUAUAAAAGACUGAUCGAGUGUUUCGUAUAUACAUUUUGUAGCUGAAUCAUGGUGAAAGAAAUUACUUAUUUACAUGUUUA
This is a messenger RNA of Helianthus annuus (common sunflower), 1795 nucleotides long. Its product is annotated as probable serine/threonine-protein kinase PBL7. The coding region runs from base 76 to 1632 and encodes 518 amino acids. Gene Ontology annotation, biological process: protein phosphorylation. Lineage: Eukaryota; Viridiplantae; Streptophyta; Magnoliopsida; Asterales; Asteraceae. The record is from RefSeq and is a predicted model, not a curated record. The transcript is spliced from 6 exons. Gene Ontology annotation, molecular function: protein kinase activity; ATP binding.